Molecule: messenger RNA, 1261 nt
Organism: Menidia menidia (Atlantic silverside)
Lineage: Eukaryota; Metazoa; Chordata; Actinopteri; Atheriniformes; Atherinopsidae
Source: the annotation of a GenBank genome assembly
UUCCAGCGGCUCUGCGUCCUCGUUUCGAGAUGCGUCUCUGCUGUUCUCCUCACUGAGCCAGCCGGUUCAGUCGCUCCGCAGAGAGACCUGCCAAGUCCAUUUCGAUGGGAAGCUCAAGACUGAGUCGAGAUCUUCUAGCGCGAGGACUGCAUUAUUUUUAACAGUUUAAGGUGAAUGUGUCUCUAAAUCGCCUUGACCCUUGGCUGUGGGGUUGUGAGCAGCUACCAUGACAUACAGUAACACCAGCACGCCGACAGCCAACUUCAGUGAGGCUGCAGACGACUAUGGUGGAAACAUCUACCGGCCCUUCUCUGUUUUCAGCGUUCUCACACUUACUUUACUGGCAAUGCUGGUGGUGGCCACAUUUGUGUGGAACUUGCUGGUGUUGGUGACCAUCCUGAGGGUGAGGACGUUCCACAGAGUGCCUCACAACCUGGUGGCCUCUAUGGCCAUCUCGGACGUCAUGGUGGCUGCCCUGGUCAUGCCGCUGAGCCUUGUCCAUGAGCUGAACGGGAGACUCUGGAAACUGGGCCGCGUGCUCUGUCAGAUUUGGAUCUCGUUUGAUGUGCUGUGCUGCACGGCCAGCAUCUGGAACGUAACGGCCAUCGCACUGGACCGCUACUGGUCUAUCACCAGGCACUUGGAGUACACACUCAAAACUCGAAAAAAGAUCUCCAAUGUGAUGAUUGCACUCACCUGGCUGCUGUCCUCCAUUAUCUCCUUGUCACCUCUGUUUGGCUGGGGGGAGACGUACUCAGAGGGGAUGAAGUGCCAGGUGAGCCAGGAGCCAUCCUACACCAUCUUUUCCACCUUUGGGGCGUUUUACCUUCCACUUUGUGUGGUUCUUUUUGUUUAUUGGAAGAUCUACAAGGCAGCUAAAUUUCGGAUUGGCUCCCGCAAGACGAACACAAUCACGCCCAUGGCUGAGGUAAAAGAAGAAGCUCAGCAGCCACAGAUGGUAUUUACCGUGCGGCACGCAACAGUGACCUUCCAGACAGAUGGGGACACAUGGCGAGAGCAGAAAGAGAAAAAAGCGGCUCUGAUGGUUGGCAUUUUGAUAGGCGUGUUCGUGCUUUGCUGGAUCCCCUUCUUCAUCACAGAGCUCAUUGUGCCGCUGUGCUCCUGUGACAUCCCGCCGAUAUGGAAGAGCAUCUUUUUGUGGCUGGGUUACUCCAAUUCCUUCUUCAACCCGCUCAUCUACACUGCAUUUAAUAAGAACUACAACAAUGCUUUAAGGAACCUCUUCUCCCGACAGCGCUGA